Molecule: messenger RNA, 3924 nt
Organism: Osmia lignaria (orchard mason bee)
Lineage: Eukaryota; Metazoa; Arthropoda; Insecta; Hymenoptera; Megachilidae
Cellular component (GO): cytosol
Molecular function (GO): ATP binding; nucleic acid binding; RNA helicase activity
Source: RefSeq, a predicted model, not a curated record
AUGAAAAAUGGCAUAAAUCAUAAUCUUGUAUAUAAGACAAAAUAAACACCGGUUAGGUGAUAAUUGUUUAAGCUUGUAUAGAUAAUAGCAGAAAUCAAUAUACAGAAUAAUUUUAGUUUACUGAUAGUAUAUUUAUUUAUUCUCAGGUUUUAACUGUAUAAACACAGUAUCUUUUUUUUUAGAAAGAAUGGCCCGUAUUAUUGCACAUGAUAUAAGUAAAAUGCCACGCACAAAGGAUAUUAAAAUACAAGAAGAUGUCACAUUUUUUCAAAUGGGUUUUUCUCAGAAAAUAUUAGAUGGAUUAGCUAAUUGUGGCUUUCUAAAGCCUUCACCAAUCCAGUUAAAAGCUAUUCCAUUAGGACGGUGUGGUUUUGAUUUAAUAAUGCGUGCUAAGUCUGGAACAGGAAAAACUUUAGUAUUUUCCAUCAUAGCACUUGAAAUGCUUGAUGUGGAAGUAUCAUCUGUACAAGCGUUAAUAUUAGCACCUACUAGAGAAAUUGCUGUACAAAUUUCAGAAGUUUUUUCAUCUGUAGGUUCUGAAAUAAAAGGUUUAAAAGUUCAAGUAUUUAUAGGAGGAACACCUAUAGAUAAUGAUAAAAAGAAGUUACAUAAUUGUCAUGUAGCUGUUGGUGCUCCAGGUAGAAUCAGACAUUUAAUUGAUAAAGGGCUUUUAAAUGUUGAAAAUGUUAGGUUGUUUGUUCUUGAUGAAGCAGACAAAUUAAUGGAAACCAGUUUUCAAAAAGAUAUUAAUUAUAUUUUUUCAAAAUUACCAUUAAAUAAACAAGUUAUAGCAUCCAGUGCUACUUAUUUUGGAGAUUUGGAAACCUUUUUACAAACGUAUAUGUGUUCUCCAAUUGUAACAUCCCCAGAUAAUGAUGAACCAAUCCUUGCUGGACUCAAACAGUUCGUAGCAGUUGUUCCUUUUCAUCCAAAUGCUAUGAGACAGGUCCAAAUAAAAGUAGAUGAACUUGUAAAAAUAUUUAACACUGUUCCAUUUAAACAAAGCUUAGUUUUUUCAAAUUAUCAGUCAAGGGCUCAAUCAGUAUGUAACAAAAUUAAUUCAAUGGGUUUUAGUGCAACUUAUAUAGCUGGAAAUCAAGAUAUGACAAAAAGACUUGAUGCGAUUAAUAAAUUAAAAACUUUUAAAUGUAGAAUAAUGAUAACAACUGAUUUAACUGCAAGAGGUAUAGAUGCAGAUAAUGUGAAUUUAGUAGUAAAUCUUGAUGUACCCAUAGAUGGUCCAACAUAUUUACAUAGAAUAGGAAGAGCUGGACGUUAUGGAUCUUAUGGUAUUUCUAUAACAAUAGUUGGCGAUAAUGAAGUUGAAACAUUUAGAGAAUUGUUAAAUUCUGUUGGUGGACCAAAUUUUGAUGUACUAAAACUUCCUGUAUCCUAUCCAAAUGACAUAUGGAGUACUUCCGAUACAUUGUUUGAAAAGCUGCAUGCAAGAUCUGAUGUUAACGAAAAUCAGUUUGAAAUUAAAUUUGAGGUUAACAGUACAAAUGAUUUACCUCUAGGCGCUGUUUACAGAGAAUUACAAAAUAACAUACAUGUAGAAGAUAGUGCAAGUACCGUUGAUAUAAAUAAGGAAAAUACAGAUAAUACGGAUAGUAUAGACAAAAAUGUUGAUAAUUUUCAGAAAAAUGCCUUUAAUUUAAAAGCUUCAUCUAAAUCUGGUAGAAUAAAAGUCAGCUCCUUAUUUGCACAAAACGUUAAUAAACUUAACGAAUCUGAAGAAAUUAAAGUCAAUAAGGAAGAUACCAUAACUAUAAAGUCAUACAGUUCAUCUAAACCUAAAGUUAUACACAAUUUUAAAUUACACUUUGAAUCAAAUAAUUUAUCUACAUGGGAAAAAGCUAAUAAAGAUACAUUAUUUAAAGUUGAUUUGACUGAUGUCCAAGAAGAUAAUUUAUGCAGUUCUGAUAUUGACAUUAUUACCGAACAUUUGGAGUACAACCGUUACGAUAAAAGUUUAAAAGAAAGUUCUUCACGUGAAAAUGAUACAAAGCUUCCUUCACAUUUUGAAAAUAUGAUUUCUAAAAAUGACACAGAAAAACCAAUAGCUUCAGCAUGGGAAGAUAAUAAUGUUACAAUUUCAAAUGAGAUACAAUAUUCUACAGAUGUUUACUGUUUAAAGGAAUUGAAACAUUAUGUCUCAGAACAAAUGGAACGUUUUAGCAAAUCUGAAAAUGAGUUACCUUCAAAUGAUGAAGAGACAUUAAUAAACGAAGCACUUGGAUGGAAACAAAUACUUGAAUUUGAAAUUAAAUUAUUAGAUACUACAAUGGAACUUAUGAAAGAAUCCGUUCAAAAAUUAGUGUAUCAAGAACAUAUUGAUAUGCUCAGAAUAUUUUACAAAAUACAGAAGCAUGCUAUUUUAUGUGUUUAUCCCGAAAUACGAAGCGAUGAUGAAAUAGAUGAUACUUAUUUGUAUUUUGGAAAUCCUUCAGGUGAAAAUUUAUUAACAAUGUUUAAAGAAAUAGAGGAUUUUAAAAGUUCUUAUCGAAUUCCUGGACAAAAAUUGAAUGCAUAUUUUCCAUAUCCGGUUGAAAAAGAUUCAUAUAUGCCAAAUCUUAUGAUAUUAAAAACAGAUUUAGAUAAUUAUCGUAAUUCGUUGAAAUAUUUGAACUCAGAUCCGUAUCCUAGAGAGAAGUUAUUGCAAAUAGUAAAUUAUGUAGCGUUUAUUAGUGAAAUUAAAAAACAUAACUUGAUAAAAAAGUUAAAAGCUCAGAGUUUAUCAUUUAAUGAAUUGCUAGCAACAAUCAAAGUUGAGUUAGGCAAGGAAUCAUUUGAAAAAGAAGGUCAAUUUACGGAUGAUAAUACAAGAGAUAUCGUGCAAGAUGAGUUACAUGCACAAAGUCACACUAACACAGAUGAGCAAAAUGAAAUAACUGAAGAAUAUGAUUCUAAUAAUUCAUUAACAAAUUCAGUACAGAAUGAUUAUAGUAAAAUACAAGAAUUAGCAUGUCACAGGCUGCAAAACAACACAUGUACUACUUCAAGUGAGAGUGAUGAUUUUCAGGAACAUAAAAUGAAUAGAAAGGUAUAUUCAAAAAGUAAAUUUCAUAGAUGGAAAAAGAAUGAAACACAAGUGAAUCCUGUUAAAGAAACAGAAAAAUCUUCAUACAAAAUUCCAACAAAUAAUAAUCUUGAUGAUGUUGAUAGAUUAUGCAAUAAUACUGAUUCAUAUGAAAAAAAAUCAAACGCAGAGUUAAAUUCAUAUGCAGGUAAUAGGCAAAGUAGCAAGCAUAAACAUAAAUCGGAAUCUUGUACACAUGAUACAUUGAACAGCUAUAAAACUGUUUCUGCACGUUCAACAAGAAAGGUGAAAUCCCACAAGCAUUUGGAUGAUGAACAUUUAAAGGAUUUAACUAAUGUAUAUAAUACUGAUUAUGCACAGCAAUCCAAACAAGGUGAACCUCUAAAUCCACAAUAUCAUAUUCCUUUAUAUAAUUACAUACAUAAUAUUCCUUCUUCUUCUCAAAUAGAAAACUAUACAUAUUUUCCUAGUAACUUUUAUCCAGAAAAUAAAACUAACUUCUAUUAUCCCUUAGAUAAAAAUGUUAAUAAAUGUGAUACAAAUAUUGAUCAGUUUUUAUCAUCCUUAAGAGCUGAGACUGAUCUGUUACAUUUAGAACUUUAUACGUCGGAAAUGCUCUCUAAUUGGACAAAAGAUUAUAAUUAAAGCUGAUAGUAUAAGGUAAAUUUAAGUUAUAAUUUUAAAUUAAUAAUAUUGAAUAGUUCCUAUGGUGAAAUUUAAUUAAACUUUUUACAAUAUGUAUAAUAUUCAAUUUGUGACUGCCAAUCAAUUUUUGAUUAACGAUUCGUCGUAAUUAAAGAUUAGCAGUGUACAUUUGUAAUGAUAUAAAUAGUGCUAGAAUGUUUUAAUAUUAUAAAUGUGUAUAGGUCUGCGUUUUGUAAUAA